This is a messenger RNA of Nymphaea colorata (pocket water lily), 1422 nucleotides long. Its product is annotated as OVARIAN TUMOR DOMAIN-containing deubiquitinating enzyme 5. The record is from RefSeq and is a predicted model, not a curated record. The transcript is spliced from 3 exons. Lineage: Eukaryota; Viridiplantae; Streptophyta; Magnoliopsida; Nymphaeales; Nymphaeaceae. Gene Ontology annotation, biological process: protein deubiquitination. Gene Ontology annotation, molecular function: cysteine-type deubiquitinase activity. The coding region runs from base 201 to 1217 and encodes 338 amino acids.
UGAAGAGCGGCCGACUCCUGGGAGCGGUCGUGACAAACGGAUGACGAUUCGACGUAUCGAACCCAUCGAGGCCGCGCCUUGGUAACAUCUGAGACAACCUGGUCCUCUAUCUCUUAGAAGGUCGUGGCCCUGGCCCGUGGGCGCCUCCAAACCGACAUGUUAUCGAGAGGGGCUAAAGAUAUUCAAUUCGGAGCUUGUCAAUGGAAUCAAGAAACGGGGGAACCUAUCUUUCCGAUGCCGAUAACUCUCGCUUCACAGGCAACCCAGAAUCAGAAAACAAUGACUCUGAAAAGGCUGUAGAGGACCCGCAUGAAACUAAAGGAGAAAGCCUUGAUCAAAUGCUUUCCAGGCACAGAAAAGAGAUGUCUGAGCUUCAAGGCAAGGAAAUGGAGAUGAAAAAGGCAGCUGCCAGAGGCAGCAAAGCUGAACAAAAGGCCAAGAAGAAGCAGGUGGAAGAGGAGAUCUCAAGACUUUCCUCAAAACUUAAGGCCAGACAUUCAAAGGAACUUGCUUCUUUGGGCUAUAAAAGCAAAGAAGGAACAGAGACUAAUGACAUUGAUAAUUUGGUGAAGGCCAUAGCAGGUGUUUCAGCCAAUCAUUCUGAUUCGGCCAAGCCUAGCAGGAGCUUAAGGCGCAAGGAGAAAAGGGCCCAGCAAGAAGCAGCCCGUGAGCAGCGAAUACAAGAAGAGCAAAGCAACAUUAUCAGUGAACGCAUGAUUGAGAAUGAAAAGCUGGAGAAAAAACUUGAGCCCUUAGGGUUGACCAUCAAUGAAAUCAAGCCAGAUGGUCAUUGCCUUUACCGAGCAGUAGAAGAUCAACUCUCACUUCAUGGCAAUUCCUUUAGAUACACAUACCAAGAACUACGAGCCAUGGCUGCUGCCUACAUGAGAGAGCAUGCCACGGAGUUCCUUCCUUUUUUCCUGUCAGAGAACAAGCUAGACACAAGUUCUGAGGAUUCCCUCUCUGAAAAAUUUGAGAAAUACUGUUCCGAAGUCGAGUCAACAGCAGCAUGGGGAGGACAACUUGAACUAAGUGCGCUCAUGCAUUGCUUGAGAAAGCACAUCAUCAUAUUUUCUGGAUCUUUUCCUGAUGUUGAAAUGGGUAAGGAGUACAAGACAGAAGGGGGCAACUCUAAUCCUAGCAUCAGGCUGUCAUAUCACAAGCAUGCGUUUGGAUUGGGUGAGCAUUACAAUUCUGUUGUGCCGAUAUCUAUCUGAAACUUGAUGCCCUUGUCCCUUUUUUUGUUCUUCUCACAUGAUAUGUAUUUUUAUUAUGCCAUCCCAUGAUCACAUUUUUGUCAUCAAGUGGGACAUAAAAGAGAUGCAUUAUGGUAAAAAGUCAAAAUUUUGCUACUGGUUUUUAAGUCAACUUGUGGAAUUUAUUCGCCUUCUAUUCUGAAGGAAUUGACACAGUGAACGUCAA